Messenger RNA from Schizosaccharomyces osmophilus, 1119 nucleotides. RefSeq names its product ER membrane associated esterase/lipase. The transcript has a single exon. Bases 1 to 1119 code for a protein of 372 amino acids. The record is from RefSeq and is a predicted model, not a curated record. NCBI's taxonomy places the organism in Eukaryota, Fungi, Ascomycota, Schizosaccharomycetes, Schizosaccharomycetales, Schizosaccharomycetaceae.
AUGGGACUAACUAUUAUAUGCUAUGCUAUUUGGGUAGCAGUUUCUUCUUUGUUUAUUGUUUCAGCGUUCCAGCUAGAAGUUCAUAAAUUUCUCUCCAAGCUGAUCCCUAAAUUCUACCCGGGUGUUUCAAAGUACAAUGUUGCUUCUCUAUCAGCAUUUGUUUCUGAAAAGUCAUUGGAAUUUGCUAGUGUCAAGUUCCUGAUCAUGCUUUUUGCAGACAAGUUAGGAGCUUCUUCUUCUUCUGUCUAUGGUAAAGUAUUUUUUCUGGACAUGUUUGGCUUAGGCUCCUUGCUUUCUUUGAUUGUUGCAAAUGUUAUCGGAGCUUAUCAUCUAGACGAUGUAAACGAAAAACUUUUCUCUUCUAGUACAGUUUCCAGUAAAAGUGGUUUUAUGUUGACAAAGCAUAUUGGUCGACUUUCAGUGAAUGUUGCUUCUGGAUCCAUCCUGCGGUAUCCUUAUAUUUCAUACCUUCCAAAUUGGCUGCUAGCUAAAAAUAAUGCGGAAAGAUUGGUUUACAAGAGCCAUCUGCUUUUGAAUGUCUUCUCUCCAGAUGACAAAUCUAAAAAUCAUCCCGUAGUAUUAUGGGCUUGUGGCCGUAACAAGGCUGAAUCUGUCAUUAUACCGUACCUUGCCUCUCUUGGUUUUGUUGUUGUAGUCCCCAAUUAUGCACAACCUCCUAGAUAUUCCACUUCUGAAUCCGUUUUGUUUAUAAAACUUUGUGUAGAAUGGAUUUCGGAGUGUAUCCACUGCUUCCAUGGUGAUCCCAGUCAGUUAUAUGCUGUAGGUGAAGACACUGGUGCCGCAGUGGUUAUGGAAUGUCUCUCUAAUGAGUUGCCCGCUGACACGAUUCACGGUUUGUUCGCCCUUGCCCCUAGGAAUAACCGGGACUUGCAGUGGUCUAUUAAGCAAUCUGUCCAUACAUUCACUUUGAUUCCUGGAUUUCCAGACAACAAUUCUGAAGACGCUGCUAAACAAACUGACCCUACUUUACACAAAACUAUGAGCCUUGCGGGCACUGUGCCUUAUUUUUAUAAGUUUAGUUCUCCCAGAACGCUUGCAACUGGAGAUUUGAUUGCUGGGUGGCUUAAUCAUAUAAAUACUUCAAAAAAGGUGAACUAA